GGAAUUCCGUGAACAAAUGCAGCCACCCCUCCCCUCCAAUCAGCGGAGCUCGUCACGGCGCUCCCGCGCGCGUCAUCGCCAUCCCGUGGCGUGGACGUCAAUUCGAUCCGCCCUAUAUAUCCGCACGCACGCCCGCCGCUCUCCAGCACACUAAGUCACCACGGCCCGGCCGGCGAUCGACUCGUCGCUAGCAACCACAGUACCAGUACCACCACCGUCUGCCGAAGGUCGAAGCGAAGCCUCGUACGUACGAUGGCCCGGUGCCGCCGCCGCUCCGGCUGCACAGCCGGCGCGGCCCUGCUCCUCCUGUUCGCCCUCGCCCUCUCCGGCGGCGGCGGCGCGGCACCGCAGGGCGCGGAGGUGACGGGGCUCCCGGGGUUCGACGGCGCGCUGCCGUCGAAGCACUACGCCGGGUACGUGACGGUGGACGAGGGGCACGGGCGCAACCUGUUCUACUACGUGGUGGAGUCGGAGCGCGACCCGGGCAAGGACCCCGUCGUGCUCUGGCUCAACGGCGGCCCCGGCUGCUCCAGCUUCGACGGCUUCGUCUACGAGCACGGGCCAUUCAAUUUCGAGUCGGGCGGGUCAGUUAAAAGCCUGCCAAAGCUCCACCUCAACCCUUAUGCCUGGUCCAAGGUGUCUACCAUGAUAUACCUGGACUCCCCUGCUGGCGUGGGGCUGUCAUACUCGAAGAAUGUUUCAGAUUAUGAAACGGGAGACCUCAAGACCGCGGCGGAUUCGCAUACUUUCCUUCUCAAGUGGUUCCAAUUGUACCCUGAGUUCCUGAGCAACCCGUUCUACAUAGCUGGGGAGUCGUAUGCUGGGGUUUAUGUCCCUACUCUUUCGCACGAAGUCGUCAAAGGGAUACAAGGAGGAGCUAAGCCAACUAUAAACUUCAAGGGCUACAUGGUUGGGAAUGGCGUCUGCGACACUGUCUUUGAUGGCAAUGCUCUUGUGCCAUUUGCACAUGGAAUGGGUCUAAUAUCAGAUGAAAUAUACCAGCAAGCUAGUACGUCAUGCCACGGAAAUUACUGGAAUGCCACUGACGGUAAAUGUGAUACCGCUAUAUCGAAAAUCGAAUCGUUGAUCAGCGGACUGAACAUUUAUGACAUCCUUGAGCCAUGCUACCACAGCAGAAGCAUCAAAGAAGUGAACCUGCAGAAUAGCAAAUUGCCUCAAAGUUUCAAAGAUCUUGGUACAACUAACAAGCCAUUUCCCGUAAGAACGAGAAUGCUGGGGCGUGCUUGGCCUUUGAGAGCUCCUGUAAAAGCCGGACGUGUUCCGUCAUGGCAGGAAGUUGCCAGUGGUGUUCCAUGCAUGAGCGACGAAGUUGCAACAGCAUGGCUUGACAACGCUGCCGUCAGAUCUGCAAUCCAUGCCCAAUCAGUAAGUGCAAUUGGGCCAUGGCUCUUAUGCACAGAUAAAUUGUAUUUCGUUCAUGAUGCUGGUAGUAUGAUCGCUUAUCACAAGAACCUCACAAGCCAGGGUUAUCGUGCCAUCAUAUUCAGUGGCGACCAUGACAUGUGUGUGCCAUUCACCGGGAGUGAAGCAUGGACAAAAUCUUUGGGGUAUGGAGUUGUUGACUCGUGGCGGCCAUGGAUCACAAACGGACAAGUUUCUGGGUACACCGAAGGAUAUGAACAUGGUCUCACUUUUGCUACUAUUAAGGGUGCUGGACACACCGUUCCUGAGUACAAACCACAGGAAGCAUUUGCUUUCUACAGCCGUUGGCUCGCUGGUUCAAAGUUGUGAAGCUUCUGCCCAGCUACAAAUAAUGGGGAAUAUACUUCUGCAUACAGUCAAGAAUGAACAAAUAGAGACUUGAAGAAGAAAGAGAUGGCCUACACGCCAUAUAGAUAGUCACAUACCCAAAUAUCAAAAAUAGCAAUUGGAACACUGUGCGUUGUAUUCUUUCAUCAAAUAUAUUUGGUCGAUGCAGCUUUGGUGUUAUUGCUUUCA
Molecule: messenger RNA, 1959 nt
Organism: Hordeum vulgare subsp. vulgare (domesticated barley)
Lineage: Eukaryota; Viridiplantae; Streptophyta; Magnoliopsida; Poales; Poaceae
Product: serine carboxypeptidase 1
Exons: 13
Coding region: 253-1752 (499 amino acids)
Biological process (GO): proteolysis; secondary metabolic process
Molecular function (GO): serine-type carboxypeptidase activity; acyltransferase activity, transferring groups other than amino-acyl groups
Source: RefSeq, a predicted model, not a curated record